UAUCUGUUACGCAUUUGAAAUAAAAUUCUAACGGAUCGUUUUGAGAAAAAUCUAAAGAUCCUCGAGAUUAAUCAUUAACAAUGACCGAAAAUUGUUUCAACAAGUUACUAGAGCACGGGCAAAAAUUUGACGAAGGAGUCAAGAAACUGACCGAGACGUGGCGAUAUCCUCAAAGAAUAUUGGGAGGUUAUGGCGCAGAUUUGCAAGCAGCGGAAGCCUCUGUGAAAACUUUAAAAGCCGAUCUGUUGGAGUUUCAGAAAAAUGUUAACAACGAUGCCGAAUCGAGAAAAAGCAACAUAUCUGAGAUAGAAACAUUUUUAGAAGAGUCGCAACAUGUUUACGAAGAUAUCCUGCAGUCAUGCAACGACAUGGAGACCGUCUUAUCGGAGUAUGGAUAUGAAAAUCCGCAAGAUGAGAGUGUCGAGCAGUCAGAGUCAGACUCCGCUGUGGAUUCUAGCCUAAUUCCAUCUGAUGUGACUGACGAUCUUUUGGAAGUUGAGUUUACUCCGAAUAUGACUUGGCGUCAGAAAACGAAAACAAUGGGAAUGCCGUAGCAUCAAAUUGCAUGCAGCGUGAAUGUAGAUAAGUCGUACUAAUCCUAAACUAUUUGGCAUACAUCAGUUGCAUAAAAAACAAAGAGUCGAAGUUAUAGCGAGUCAGUGAAUACAAGUCCCACUUUCUUGAAUAAUUCUACUAAUGAUCUGAACUCGUUUGUUUUUAUUGCCAACUGAUGAUUCUGCGUGAUCGUAUAUAUUCAUAAUUCGAAUUCAAGUAUCAUUUAAAGCCCUAAUUAUAUUUCUGUAAUAUUGCUCUAUUCUAUUUUUGUAUGAAUAAACAAUUUAGAUUAAUUCAAGUAAGCGGUUCUGAUCAAAUUUGCUGCAUCAUUCCGUAAAUUUGGUAGGCUUAAGUACAAAUUUUCACAUAGUUUUUCCCAGUCAUUAAGACUUAUGCUAAUGAUUUUUUAUACUAUACUCUGAAUACGCACAGAUAUUACAAACAAUUCAGUCGUAUAUAGGCUGAUAUAAUAUUUGAGACCAGUUUUGUGUUUUAUACUAUAUAUAAUAAAUGUAUAAUGUGUAAACUUAAAUUAAAAAUGGAA
Messenger RNA from Diprion similis, 1099 nucleotides. RefSeq lists its product as uncharacterized. The transcript has 3 exons. Bases 81 to 554 code for a protein of 157 amino acids. The record is from RefSeq and is a predicted model, not a curated record. NCBI's taxonomy places the organism in Eukaryota, Metazoa, Arthropoda, Insecta, Hymenoptera, Diprionidae.